Aspergillus mulundensis is the source of this 207-nucleotide messenger RNA. RefSeq lists its product as uncharacterized. NCBI's taxonomy places the organism in Eukaryota, Fungi, Ascomycota, Eurotiomycetes, Eurotiales, Aspergillaceae. The coding region runs from base 1 to 207 and encodes 68 amino acids. The transcript has 2 exons. The record is from RefSeq and is a predicted model, not a curated record.
AUGCAGUCCGACGAGGUCCAGUUCGUUCACUUCAACGAUGUCUGCCUUGAGUAUGCCCUGGAUCUAACCGCGACUGUAUCAGUAUCACAUCCCCUCAGCGGCCCUACUUACCAGGUUCCUCAACCUGCAGCUCGAAUUUGCAGCCUCAAACCCAAACGCCCCAACCCUAACCCUCUUCAGCGGAGAUGCGUUCUCGCCCUCGCUUGA